Pipistrellus kuhlii (Kuhl's pipistrelle) is the source of this 1654-nucleotide messenger RNA. Its product is annotated as probable inactive serine protease 58. Bases 1 to 714 code for a protein of 237 amino acids. The record is from RefSeq and is a predicted model, not a curated record. The transcript has 5 exons. Gene Ontology annotation, biological process: proteolysis. Gene Ontology annotation, molecular function: serine-type endopeptidase activity. Lineage: Eukaryota; Metazoa; Chordata; Mammalia; Chiroptera; Vespertilionidae.
AUGAAGUGUGUCCUAUUAACCUUACUGAUUGUGACUGGUGUUGUUCCAUUCAUUAGUGAAGAAGCGGGAGACUUAGGUCAAAUGCUGUACUUAUCAUAUCUGAAAUCUAGUUACAAGCCCUGUGUGGGGACUCUGAUUGCCCCUCAGUGGGUGGUGACAGCAGCACACUGCUUCUUACCAGAUCUCCAAGUCAUCUUUUUUGGUGGUUCUCAAAGUUUUCAAGACUUUACAGGGGAGAUUAUACCUUAUGAGAAGAUCUUCAUUCACCCAAACUUCAAUGCCACUUCUCCUAAAAAUGACCUCAUGCUGAUAAAGUUGUCUGUACCUUUCACCUUUGUCACUGAGUUUUUUCAGUUGCCUACUCUUGUGAAUAAUAAAGUUAAAGAUUGCUUGAUUCACACCUGGUUACAGGGUGAAGAUUAUUUUGGAAAUAAAGAUUAUCACCUGCACAACAUUCGUAUACAAUUGAAUCCUCAUUUAGACUGCAAAAAAUUACUGGGUAAAAAAUUCCUUGAAGACAUGUUCUGUAUGCGAAGCAAAGUAGGAAGCCAAGAGCAAUGCCAGGUGGUCACAGCAGCACCAGUCAUAUGUGGCUAUGAAUUACAAGGAGUUAUGUCUUGGGCAACUGGAUGUAUUCUGACAGGACACACUAUUGUCUUCACUGACCUCUACAGCUACAGUGCAUGGAUCAAGAACAUUACUUCUACGAAAUAAGCUGAUCUGGAGCUCCACUGACACCCUACAUCCCAACUGACUCUUGGCAACCACAUUAUGUAUCUCAGUCCCAGGCUUUCUUAGGAUCUAGGCUUGGUUGAAGUUUCAAAAGAGAUCAGUGAUGACAUCUGGGUGUUGGCAUGGCUCUAGUUUCUUUCACUGCUUUCUUGUUUAUCCCCAACUCAUGAAUACCUGCUUACAACAUUGAAAACAUGAAUGUUGGUGUCAAGAAGUGGAGGUCACUCAAGAAGAUUUUGGAUCCUACUAAAAGCUACUUCUCUUAAAAUACUCUUUUUUCUAUCCUAAAAAACAAAAAAACAAAAAAGACAAGUAGAAAUGAGUGUCAAUAACUACCAGGCAUUCAUCUGGGCAACAUAUAAACCACAUGCCACAGUAUGUGAACAGUAAUUUGCUAAAAAUUGAUUAGAUGAUUUAGCAAUUCUUCUAAAGACCAAUUGUCUAUUGGGUCAGUGUGCGUGUGCAUGUCUAUGAGUGGUUGUCGUUAAUUUUUUUCAUUAGCUACUUAAAAGAUUCUAGAAUUCAAGUUUUGUUUAGGUUUGCUGAGGCUAUGCAAAGGUCAGUAUAAUUUUUGGAAUAAGGAUUUCUUUAUUUAAACAACAGCUAUAGUACAAAUAUUAUGAAUAUCAAGGAUUUAAUAAAUGGUAGGAUGAUUUUUUUCUAAUACAUUCUUACCCAUAAGGUGAGCCUAUCAUGCCAAGUUGCCACACUACUUUAAAACUUAUAAAAGGGCUUUCCACCCCCCCCCCCCCACCCUUUGUGGGCUUCCUGAGUGACUGUCAAGGGGUAGAAGGUACCAUCAAGAAUCUGAGUAAUUAUAUCCUGUGCAUGAACUUAGAUCAAUGAGCAAUGAGACAGGAUUGCUACACAAACUCCCACUGUUCUCUCCCUGCUGGGGGCUGCCCUGAGAUGUGGUUAUGUC